CAUCUGGCAAAGGGAUCUGAGCCCUCCAGCCCUGCCUACCGCAUUGAAGAUGCUGACCGUAUCCCAGCUGUUCCAGACCACAAAUUCCAAGACAUUCUUGACUCUAUCCAAGCCGAAAAGGGCUUCAUCCUAUUGGCUAAUCUUCGCCCAAUGAAGAAGAGCCCUGGCACCCUGCUGGCUGUGGAGCGCAAGGACAACUCUGGCUAUGUCUUUAAGCUGGUGUUGAACGGCAAGGCAAAAACCUUGGACUUGAGUGUCUUUCCCAAAGAAGGCAAUCAAACUUUGGUGUCGGUGGAAGAUGUGGAGCUUCCUACCUGGCAGUGGAACAAUAUUACCCUUUUAGUGCAGGAGGAUCAGGCCCAGCUCUAUGUGGGAUGUGAGAAGAUGGUGAAUGCUGAACUGGAAAUCCCUAUUCAGAACAUUUUCACCAGGGACCUGGCCAGCAGCGCCAGACUCCGUAUUGCCAAAGGGGGGGUUAAUGACAACUUCCAGGGAGUGCUACAGAAUGUGCGGUUUGUGUUUGGAACUACCCUGGAAGCCAUCCUGAGAAACAAGGGCUGUGAAAGCUCCACCAGGACAGUUAUUAAACUGGACAAUCCUAUGAAUGGCUCCAGUCCAGCUAUCCGCACUAACUACAUCGGCCACAAAACAAAGGACAUCCAGGCAAUCUGUGGGUUCUCCUGUGACGAGCUAAGCAAUGUGUUUGUAGAAUUGCAAAGUCUGCGUGCUCUGGUUACGACACUUCAGGAUUCAGUCCACAAAGUGAUUAUUAACAAUGAAGUUGGCAGCGGUCCUUUUCAGAUUAGUCCUGGAGCAUGCAUCCAUAAUAAAGUUGUGUACCAAAACACAGAUGAGUGGACCACAGAUACAUGCACUACCUGUACUUGCCAGAACUCUGUUGUCAUAUGCCAUAAAGUGUCUUGCCCUAUCGUGCCUUGUUCCAAUGCCACUGUUCCUGAUGGAGAAUGCUGCCCACGAUGCUGGCCUAGUGACUAUGCAGAGGACAUUUGGUCUCCAUGGUCUGAAUGGACUACCUGCUCUGUGACCUGUGGCAAUGGCAUUCAGCAGCGAGGUCGCUCUUGUGAUAGCCUCAACAAUCGCUGUGAAGGCUCUUCCAUACAAACUCGCACCUGCAACAUGCGGGAAUGUGAUAAGAGAUUCAAACAGGAUGGUCGCUGGAGUCACUGGUCUCCUUGGUCUUCCUGCUCUGUUACUUGUGGAUCUGGCUUGAUCACUAGAAUCCGUCUCUGCAACUCUCCACUUCCUCAGAUGGGAGGUAGACAGUGUGAAGGAGAGGCAAGAGAAACCAAAUCUUGCCAGAAAGAUGCUUGCCCAAUAAAUGGGAACUGGGGACCAUGGUCACUGUGGGACACCUGUGCAGUCACAUGUGGAGGGGGCAUUCAGAAGCGUAGUCGUCUCUGCAACAAUCCUGAACCACAGUUUGGAGGGAAGGAUUGUAUUGGUGACGCUGUAGACACUCAAAUCUGCAACAAGCAAGAUUGCCCGAUUGAUGGGUGCCUGUCUAACCCUUGCUUUGCGGGAGCAAAAUGUACCAGUUUCCCAGAUGGUUCCUGGAAAUGUGGUGCCUGCCCUGCAGGUUACCAUGGAAAUGGGGUUGAAUGCAAAGAUAUUGAUGAGUGUCAAGAGGUCCCUGAUGCCUGCUUUGUCAUCGGUGGUGUGCACAGGUGUGAGAACACUGAGCCAGGAUACAAUUGCCUGCCUUGCCCAUCACGUUUUACUGGAACUCAGCCCUUUGGUCGAGGUGUGGAGCAUGCAAUAGCAAACAAGCAGGUCUGCAAACCAAGAAACCCAUGCACUGAUGGUACACACGAUUGUAAUAAGAAUGCGAAGUGCAUUUACCUUGGCCACUUUAGCGACCCCAUGCAUCGCUGUGAAUGUAAACCUGGCUACGCUGGUAAUGGUAUUAUCUGUGGAGAAGACACAGAUUUAGAUGGGUGGCCAAAUAAGAAUCUUCCUUGCAUUGCCAAUGCUACAUACCACUGCAAUAAGGACAACUGCCCCAACCUUCCCAAUUCUGGACAGGAAGACUAUGAUAAGGAUGGAAUUGGUGAUGCCUGUGACAAUGAUGAUGAUAAUGACAAUAUUCCAGAUGCCUUGGAUAAUUGCCCAUUCAUUUACAACCCACAACAGUAUGACUAUGAUAGGGAUGAAGUUGGUGACCGCUGUGAUAACUGCCCCUACAAUCACAACCCUGAUCAGAUAGACACCGAUAGCAAUGGAGAAGGAGAUGCCUGUGCUGUUGAUAUUGAUGGAGAUGGCAUUCUUAAUGAAAGAGACAACUGCCAGUAUGUGUACAAUGUGGAUCAGAAAGAUACAGACUUGGAUGGUGUUGGAGAUCAGUGUGACAACUGUCCAAUGGAACACAAUCCAGAUCAGACGGAUUCUGACUCUGACCGCAUAGGUGAUAAAUGUGAUAGCAACCAGGACAUUGAUGAAGAUGGCCAUCAAAAUAAUCUUGAUAAUUGUCCCUAUGUGCCCAAUGCCAACCAAGCUGACCAUGAUAAAGAUGGGAAAGGGGAUGCCUGUGACCAUGAUGAUGAUAAUGAUGGGAUCCCUGAUGACAAAGAUAACUGCAGACUGGUUGCUAAUCCAGAUCAGUUGGAUUCUGAUGGGGAUGGACGUGGAGAUGCAUGCAAAGACGACUUUGACAAAGAUAAUGUGCUAGACAUUGAUGACAUCUGCCCUGAGAACGUUGACAUCAGCGAGACAGACUUCCGUCGAUUUCAGAUGGUUCCCCUGGAUCCUAAGGGAACCUCCCAAAAUGAUCCCAACUGGGUAGUUCGUCACCAAGGCAAAGAACUGGUUCAGACUGUCAACUGUGAUCCUGGACUUGCAGUUGGUUUUGAUGAAUUUAACUCUGUUGACUUCAGUGGCACAUUCUUCAUUAAUACAGAAAGAGAUGAUGACUAUGCUGGCUUUGUGUUUGGAUAUCAGUCUAGUAGUCGCUUUUAUGUAGUUAUGUGGAAGCAGAUCACACAGUCUUACUGGCUUGACACACCAACCAAAGCCCAAGGAUAUUCUGGCCUUUCUAUCAAAGUAGUCAACUCCACCACUGGUCCUGGAGAACACCUUCGUAAUGCACUGUGGCAUACUGGAAAUACAGCUGGACAGGUGCGAACUCUGUGGCAUGACCCUCAUCACACCGGCUGGAAAGAUUUCACUGCCUACAGAUGGCGACUCAGUCACAGACCAAAGACUGGCUACAUUAGGUAA
This is a messenger RNA of Euleptes europaea (tarantolino), 3234 nucleotides long. It is a transcript of the gene THBS1, whose product is annotated as thrombospondin 1. The coding region runs from base 151 to 3234 and encodes 1027 amino acids. The transcript has 18 exons. The record is from RefSeq and is a predicted model, not a curated record. Gene Ontology annotation, molecular function: calcium ion binding; protein binding. Gene Ontology annotation, cellular component: extracellular region. Gene Ontology annotation, biological process: negative regulation of angiogenesis; cell adhesion. Lineage: Eukaryota; Metazoa; Chordata; Lepidosauria; Squamata; Sphaerodactylidae.